AUGUCUUGCGAUUUAACAGAUCCAGCAAUUCAAGAAGCAUAUGAGGAGAUCAUUAGUGGUCAAGAUACUAACUGGCUCAUUCUUGGUUAUCAUGACACACGAGACAAAAUUUCCCUUUAUUCGAAAGGUACUGGAGGUCUCGAUGAACUCCGUAAUAAUCUCAGAGAAGAAGUACUUUAUGGAUUCCUUAGAAUUGAAAACCGAUUUGUCCUGCUGACUUAUGUUACCCGCGCUUUAGUCCACGGCAGAGCCGUUGGUGCAUUGUUCAAGCAGGCACAUCAAAUUCAAAUUAAUGCUUCCACACCAAAUGAUCUUACGGAAGCUAAUGUUCGUAACAGAUUGAAACUAGGUGAACCAGCUGAGAGACCAAAUUCUCCUCCAGGUCCGAAACGUAAUCAAACACUUCCCAGUACCCCACCGGCUGGAAGUCCAGUUCAAUCCCAAGUUCCUGUGUCACCAAUUUCACCUAAACCUGAACCAGGAAAUGAUGAAGCUCUUGAAUCUGAAAGACGCGCUGCAGAAGAUGCUGAAAGGCUAGCACGUGAAAAAGGUGAACGUGAUGCAGUAGCUCAAAGAAAAGUGGCUGAACAAGUUGCCAGAGAGGCUGCCCAAAGGAGAGCUCUCGAAGAAGCUGAAAGAAAAAAACAAGAAGCUGUAGAACAAGAAAGAAGAGAAAAAGCUGCAUCAGAAGCAAAAGCUAAGGCUGAACUUGAACGUAAAAAUCGUGAAGAAGCCGAACGAAAACGUAAUGAAGAACUUAGGAACAGGUUUGCUGAAUUGGAAAAGAGUGGCAAGGUUACAUUAAGUGGGUACAUUACUGUUCAAGGUGGUGCUUACAUACUCAAUUAUCCACUUACAUACCCAUUUAUUCAUCUCGAUAAAUAUGCAACUGUUCAACCAAAUGUACAACAGUUUUGGAAACGUCGUUUCUUUGAACUUCGCGGCAAGACACUCUACCUUUUCCGAGAUGAAACUGAUAAACUUCCUAUUUCUAAACUUGAACUUGAUGGACAAGUCACUGGCGUAACAGAUGCACAAUCCGAGGUUUUAAUACUUAAUUCCUUUAAAGUUGAUUUUCGAUCGUCAGAACCGUAUUAUUUCUUCUCUGAUGACAAAAAGAAUAAGGAAUUGAUUGUCGCAGCUAUAGGCAGAUAUGCUAAAUAA
Dentiscutata heterogama is the source of this 1164-nucleotide messenger RNA. NCBI's taxonomy places the organism in Eukaryota, Fungi, Glomeromycota, Glomeromycetes, Diversisporales, Gigasporaceae. The record is from the annotation of a GenBank genome assembly.